UAGGAGAGCUGUAAUGCAAAAAGAAUAUUCCUGAGUAAACCGUCGAGAGAAGAAGUCUCGGUGUUCUGUCAUCAUUGCUGCUGAUAGGCAGCAGAGGCGGCGGAGUACAGACACAAGCACAUAAAAUGAGAACCCUCAUUGGAACCUUGUCAGGGAAUUUUCCUUUUUGGCAGUUCCUCCUUUGGUGCCAGGGCUCUGCAGGCUAAUCUGACCCCUUACAUAGAAAUUUCUAGAGACCUUUCAAUUCUUUAGUGUCCCUGUUAUAAUUUUAGAAACCUGGAGGUCACUGGUGUCGGAGACAGCCCUGCUAUGGUAGCUUGACUUUUCCACAGGCUACCUGUGGACUAGGAUUAAGCAUCACCUGUUUUGUCUCUUGAGAGAAUGGCCUGUGGCUCCUUCAGAAGACACAAAGCAAGCGUUUGUAAGCAGCAGCUCCAUUUUCAGAGGACUUUGGGACCUCGCAGCUCUCCUUGGUGGUACCAAACUGCAGGCUACAAUGCAGCCUGCUGCACUUCUGAGCUGGCUCCUCAGCCUCAGAGCAACACAUGAUCUGAAGUAUCUCCUGUCAUGCUGUGGCCCUAGGAACAGGCUGCAAAUCGUACCGACCUCACUUAGCUGUUUGGAGAAGAAACUGUCUGCACCCUUAACAUUCAUUACAGUACAAAUCAUUGCAAAUGCAGUGAUGUCACCUGAACUGGUGACCCUGUGAACUAGAGCCACCAGUGACAACACUGUUCUUUAGAGACAGCCUGGCUGUUUAAUAGUUGUUAACCCUAUCAAGAGGGGGUACUCUAGUCUGGAGGAAUGCCUGUAGCUUCAAACACAGGAAUUUAUAAAUGAAAAACAAUACAGCCAAGCAUGCUACAGUCUCCCAGUGAGGAUGAAAUAUCUCUUUUUAGUCUACAUUUAGACAUUCUUCUUAUGCUUACAGUUUGCCUAUUGAAUUUCAGGUGUAACUAAGCACAAUGGGUUCCUACUUGGAUUAGUGCAAAACCAAAACAACCACGGCCAAGACAUAACAGAGUGGAGAUCUGGGUGUACUGGCACACGCCUUUAAUCCCAGCACAUGGGAGCCAGGGGCAGGUGAAUGUGCGUUUGAGACCAGCCUGGUCUACAUAAUGAGUUCCAAGACAGCCAGGGCUAUUACACAGAGGAAGAAAGGAAGAGAGAGAAAGAAAGAGCAAGCAAGAGAAAGCAAGCAAGCUCGCUGAUUAGUUAAAAUGGUAGGCAGGGACACUUCUUGGCAUGUUUGGUUUUUGAAAAUGUAGUCCCCAUCACCACAAAUUUUACAGUUGAGUUUCCUACAUUUGGGGAAAUUGCCAGGGUCGGUUCAUCUUGAGUACAAUGGAUAAGCCUUGCCCCGGGAAAACCAUCUUUGAGAUCACCAUAUCUCCCUUGCCAGGUAAGCACGUAUGUUCUUUCUUUUAAAAUGUGUUCUUUUCAUAAGUAUGUAUGUGUUUUCUUUAAAUAUUUUUUUCUUUCCAUUUUUGCUUCUAUGUAUGUCUGGGCACCUUGUGCAUGGAGUACCCACAGAGGCCAGAAGAGGGCAUCAGAUACUCUGGAACCGGAGUCACAAACUGCCCAGUACAGAUCUUAGCUGGUUGACUCAGAGAGCGGACCUAACGAGAACCCGCAGCUUCCCGGCGAGCAUCGCCGAGCCCCGCCCAGUCCUUGCGUAGGGGCAUCGUUCUCGGAGACCCUCAAGAAGCUCCGGAAGUGCGCGGCGACCGCGACCGCGCGCUUGCGCAGCUUGGCUGUUCCGCCCCCAGUCGGCAGUCAACUUGCGCCCUCAGCGCGGGCCAGGCUGCGUGUAGGUGUGUGCCUGGUCCAGAGGGUAGGUGAGGCUCCCGCGUGCCUGUCGUCCUGCAGGUGGGCAGGGACAGCCAGCAGGCAGGGUCUCGGGCUCAGGGCGCUGAGGAUGCCGCGACACCUGGUAGGAGGGCUAGUGGAGGAGGCGGCGGUCGCAGCCAGAAGGGCCAGCCAGCAGCGGGAGAACCCGUGGGAGGGACCAGCCGCUGGCGGCAAUGCGGCCUUGGGAGGCAUGGAUGUGAAGGACGAUGACCUUUAGGUUUUGCCCAGGGCUAGCCCUGACCGCCUGUGUGUCCACUCGCACCCGCAACCCUGUGAGGCCUAUGGCGGCCAGGUCCGCAGCCUUUCCCAGGCUGGCCCUCUAAGGCUGCUAUGCGUCCACUCUUGGUGUCCUGGUGCAUGGCUGGAACUGCCAACUCGCGCCGUGCAUGGGGCAGUUCUCAGUUUGGAUAGCGGCACGGGACAGGUCACACGCUAGCUCUCCCGGCAUCAGGACACUCCAGAAGGCCACUUCCGAAGCAAGGUCUGUCGUCGUCUUCUGAUCAUCCGUACGCUGCCACAGCUGAAUGGGGCUGAGUUGGUCCGUUUUCUCUCCCUGAGAGUAAGUUGGGGAGGCCUCAGGCCCGGGCUGCCUCCUGCCUUACCACGGAUUCCAAAGUGGUUCACAGCACAGAUGGCUACCAAGUCCUGCUCCCCGACUCCGGGUGAGAUGCCUCUGACCUUCCAGGAUGUGGCUGUGUACUUCUCCAGGGCAGAAGGGCAGCAGCUUAGCCCCCAGGAGCGGGCACUGUACCGGGAUGUGAUGUUGGAGAACUAUGGGAACGUGGCCUCACUGGGAUUCCCAGGCCCUAAGCCAGAACUGAUCUCCCAGCUGGAGCAAGAGGAAGAGCUGUGGGUCCUGGAUCUUCUCCGGGCUGAAGAACCAGAAGUCUUGAGAAGUUGCCAGACAGAUUCUGAGAUCGAGACCAAGAAGGAGCUAUCCAUUUUAAACCAGAAAUGUUCCGAAGAAGUAAAAACCCCAGAAUUACUCUCACAAAAAUUCCCAAGGGUUCGCUCACAGGCAUCUGAGGCCCAUGAAGGUCAGGGAGACAGGAGCCACGAAAGCUCUGCUACUCAGGGUUUGAAGAGUGUUGCUAAAAAGGACUCUACGCUCUGCAGGGAGCAACUUCCAGAGAACACCCAGGCUUCUUCAUUUGACAGACACUUGAAUCCCAGCCAAAGUGUUGUUACAAUUCAAAGAAAUAAAACAGGACAGAGAAUCUUUAAAUGUGACAUAUGCAAUAAAACGUUUAAAUAUAAUUCAGACCUAAGUCGGCAUCGCAGGAGUCACACUGGGGAAAAGCCUUAUGAAUGUGGUCCGUGUGGGCGGGCCUUUACUCACAGCUCAAAUCUUAUUCUUCACCAGCGAAUUCACACUGGGAAUAAACCGUUUAAGUGCAAUGAAUGUGGGAAAACUUUUGGGCUCAAUUCCUAUCUCCGUCUGCAUCAAAGAAUUCACACUGGAGAAAAGCCGUUUGGGUGUAAUGAGUGUGGGAAGGCCUUCAGUAGAAGUUCAAGUCUCAUUCAGCACCGUAUAAUACACACAGGGGAGAAACCCUACAAGUGUACUGAGUGUGGGAAAGCUUUCAGCCAGAGUCCUCAGUUAACUCAGCACCAGAGGAUCCACACAGGGGAGAAGCCCCAUGGAUGCAGCUGGUGUGGGAAGGCUUUCAGUCGGAAUGCAAGCCUUAUCCAGCACCAGAGGAUCCACACAGGCGAAAAGCCCCACAAGUGCACUCAGUGUGGGAAAGCCUUCAGCCAGAGCUCCAGCCUUUUUCUUCACCACAGGGUUCACACUGGGGAGAAGCCCUAUGUGUGUGGAGAAUGUGGACGAGCCUUUGGUUUCAAUUCCCAUCUGACCGAGCACGUUAGGAUCCACACUGGGGAGAAGCCCUAUGUGUGCGGAGAGUGUGGCAAAGCCUUCAGCCGUAGUUCCACUCUGAUGCAGCACCGCAGAGUGCAUACCGGGGAGAAGCCCUAUCAGUGCACGGAGUGUGGGAAGGCCUUCAUCCAGAGCUCCCAGCUCACCCUCCACCAGCGUGUUCACACUGGAGAGAAGCCUUACGAGUGCGGUCUCUGUGGGAAGGCCUUCAGCAGGAGAUCAGCCCUCACUCAGCAUCAGCGGAUCCACAUGGGCGAGAGCCCACAGGAAUUUGAGUGUGGCCCAGAUUUUGCUUAUGACUCCAGCCAUCUGUCCACUGGAGAGAGACAUGGCAGGGCCUUCAGCCACAGUGCAAAACUUGUCCUGCAGUGGACGAUACGAAGUGACGAGAAAUCCCAGGGUUGUCAUGAGUGUGGGAAAACUUACAACACUUCUUCACAGCCUAUGGACUAUGAGGAAAUUCAGGCUGGGGAGAAACCCUAUAAAUGCCAGGAAUGUGGUGGUAAAGCUGGUAGUGGGGUGUCGCCCCGUACUCCACACCAAGUGACUAGUGUUGGAGAGAAGCCACAAUUGAAGGACGGAUCUGAAAGAUACUUAAUUCAAAUCAAAAAGAUUUUCCAAGAAAGACAUUUUUAAUAUGACAAAUGUAGAAAACAGUUUAGAAACUUUGCUUUAUAUUAGGUAGGAUUGCAUAAUGCAAGUUAAAUAAACCGUUACUAACAGACUUGCAUGUUAGGAGGCUGGGGCUGUGUGGCCUAUUGUGUCUACCCAUCCUACACCUCAUGCCUAGGGUCCUGACCGACUCAGAACAGCAGACCACCUUAGCAUCAGGUUCAGUUUAGGUUUUUAUCGCAGGGUUGAGUUCCCAUACUAAAGAGCAGUUGAAGGAAGGUUUCAAGAUAACGAUGUCUCUCAUCAUUGGCAGUUGGUAAGAGAGAAACCCAGAGAACCUGGGGGUUUGGCUUGUCUCAUUUGAGAAUAUUGAUGAUGCUAAGGACAGAUAUGGCCAUGAUUGGCAAGCAUGUGGAUGGUCCAGAGACCGAGAUGGCUGUGCCAUUGACUGUGGGACUAAAUGUAGGUUCUGUAGGUGCACAGGAGAUGGAAGCUUUGGGGGACAGCCACUGUGAAACAAAGGAUGGAGGCUGCAGAGACAGCAGCACAGACUGACAGCCGUGGUGACCAGAGUCUAGGGCCAGCAGUGACAAGGUGACCAGAGCCUAGGGCCAGCAGUGACAAGGACAGCUCCCAAGAGUAAAACUCCCGUUGGAGAUUGUCCUGGUGGCUGUAACUUAAAGAUCUUUUGGUCCUCACUGAGUUAGUCACGUGCAGCAAACAAAUCUUAUCAUUUCCAUCCUCUGCCAACACAGGCCUGACUGCUGCCAACUCCCAGGUACCCUCAUCUCCAGACUUCCCUUUUUAACAAAGCACUGUCCGUGUUUGUUUUUUAAACAUCUUGCCAGGCACCUGAGUGACAGAGACAGGUGGAUCUCUGUGAAUGUGAGAUCCCAGACCAACCAGGGGUACAUAGACCCUGUCUCAAAAAAAAAAAAAAGUUUUAAAAAGCAUUUUAGAUUUUACUUUUUGUUUUUACUAUGACUCAUUGUUUGUUUUUUCCUUACUGUUUUGGUUUUGUUUUUUUGGUUUCGAAGGGGGGGUUGGUUGUAUUCCCCCUUUUCACCAUCUACUGGGGUUAUCCUGUAUGGCUGGGCGCUUCCACUCUGAGGUUAUGCUGUGAGGUCUGGCGCCUCCACUCUGGGGUUAUCCUGUAAGGUCAGGUGCCUCCACUCUGAGGUUAUCCUGUGAGGCUGGGCGCCUCCACUCUGGGGUUAUCCUGUGAGGUCGGGCGCUUCCACUCUGGGGUUAUGCUGUGUGGUCUGGCGCCUCCACUCUGGGGUUAUCCUGUGAGGUCGGGCACCUCCACUCUGAGGUUAUCCUGUAAGGCUGGGCGCCUCCACUCUGGGGUUAUCUUGUGAGGUCGGGCGCUUCCACUCUGAGGGCAAGUCUACCUUUUUGUUCCUUUGGAAGUUGAGCACGCUGUGGUUUUCUCUAGCUCCAUAUAACAUUUCUCAGUGAAGCAUGGCUGGAUGGACACUAGUUGGCAGCAGAGAUGCCUGAACCCAGCCUUCAUGCCCACCAUGCUGUGUAACCCAGGGUCAGUGUAGACACCAGGAGGUUCUUGAUGGUGUUAUUUAUAUUGUACUUUUUUUAAUGCAAGAUGUAUAUGAAUAAGCCAUCAAUGUUGUAUUUGAGUGGCUAAGGAAUUCUUACAUCCAGUUUCCUUCGACUUGAUGAAGUCAAUUAAAAAAAAAACUGUGAAAAUCAA
Mastomys coucha (southern multimammate mouse) is the source of this 6053-nucleotide messenger RNA. RefSeq names its product zinc finger protein 251 (gene Znf251). Bases 2483 to 4366 code for a protein of 627 amino acids. Gene Ontology annotation, biological process: regulation of transcription by RNA polymerase II. Gene Ontology annotation, molecular function: RNA polymerase II cis-regulatory region sequence-specific DNA binding; DNA-binding transcription factor activity, RNA polymerase II-specific. NCBI's taxonomy places the organism in Eukaryota, Metazoa, Chordata, Mammalia, Rodentia, Muridae. The record is from RefSeq and is a predicted model, not a curated record. The transcript is spliced from 5 exons.